CAAAAACCACCACUGAGCCCCCACACUGUUUGGCACUCUUCUUCUAUAUAAGCCCACCACAGCCACUCUGUUUCCUCACCUUCUGUCCUCCCAAACUCCAAGAUUUAAAGAACCAUCAAGACAAAUUAAUGGCUUGCUUUACGUCUUCUCCCGGAACAAAUUGUUCUGCCAAGGUGACCAACAGCCCUGCUGAAGGAUCUAAAUCCAUCGUUGCACCCACCAAAUCAGUGUUGCCUUUCAAGCUUGCAACCCCAUCUCUCACUGAGAAUUCAAGACUCCUUCUUUCAAAGACUUCAAGCUUUAACAGCUUCUCUGUCACCAAGAGAUCUUUCUCCUGCAGAAACCAAGCGGCCUCAUCUGAUGACACGAGACCCAGCAAGGUUCAAGAGCUGUAUGUGUACGAGAUCAAUGAGAGAGAUCGUGGGAGUCCAGCUUUUCUCCGCUUGAGCCAGAAACCUGUCAAUUCUCUUGGUGAUCUUGUUCCUUUUACCAACAAAGUUUACACGGGAGACCUGAAAAAACGUAUAGGAAUAACGGCAGGAAUAUGUGUGCUGAUCCAAAACAAGCCAGAGAAGAAUGGCGACCGUUACGAAGCCAUAUACAGCUUCUACUUCGGUGAGUACGGGCAGAUAUCGGUGCAGGGACCCUACUUGACCUACGAGGAUACGUAUCUGGCGGUGACAGGUGGAUCGGGCAUUUUUGAAGGGGUGUCUGGUCAAGUUAAGCUCCAACAGUUAGUAUUUCCAUUCAAGCUGUUCUAUACCUUUUACUUGAAGGGGAUUAAGGACUUGCCUGAGGAGCUGCUAGGCGAUCCUGUUGACCCGAACCCUUCUGUAGAGCCGCACCCUGAUGCUAAGGCUGCCCACCCACAUGCUGCUAUUGCUAAUUUCACUGAUUAAUGAGUUAAGCAUUUAGGGGAAAAUGUUAUAAUAAAGCUUGCUGGUUUGUUUUGGGAAUAUCUGCAUGGACGAAUUUAUUAUGUAUGAAAUGAAAUGUCGUUUUCCGUUGUUGUUUUCAUGUA
Messenger RNA from Hevea brasiliensis (rubber tree), 1021 nucleotides. Its product is annotated as allene oxide cyclase, chloroplastic. The transcript has 3 exons. Gene Ontology annotation, molecular function: allene-oxide cyclase activity. The coding region runs from base 129 to 899 and encodes 256 amino acids. Gene Ontology annotation, biological process: jasmonic acid biosynthetic process. NCBI's taxonomy places the organism in Eukaryota, Viridiplantae, Streptophyta, Magnoliopsida, Malpighiales, Euphorbiaceae. The record is from RefSeq and is a predicted model, not a curated record.